UCGGUCUAGAUAUACUAUGUCUAUGAUUCCGAGCCCCUAUCGAACAAAUCUCUCACAGUUUCCUCCACUCCUUUUGCGCGUAAACAUUAUUCACCGGCAUGUUGCGUAUAUUGAAAAAAUGUCAACACUUGCGAUGUUUCUCGUCCGCAACUUUGCCAGCUCCGGAUGUAAGCCCGCCGAUUUUAUACACUGGUAUAUUUAUCAAUAAUGAAUGGCACAAAUCUAAAAAUGAAAAGACAUUUCCCACCAUCAAUCCUGCUACUGGCGAAGUAAUCGCCGAAGUACAAGAAGGCGAUAGCGCGGACAUUGAUUUUGCCGUACAAGCUGCUAAUAAGGCUUUUAAAAGGCAUUCACCAUGGAGAACUAUGGAUGCAUCUUAUAGAGGAGUUCUUUUAAACAAAUUAGCAGAUUUGAUAGAGCGUGAUCACAAAUAUCUUGCGUCUCUAGAAACUUUAGACAAUGGUAAACCUUAUUCAUCUGCUUAUCAUGUGGACGUUCCCUUUAGUGUCCAAGUGCUAAGAUAUUAUGCAGGAUGGGCCGACAAGAAUCAUGGAAAAGUUAUACCAGCUGAUGGAAAAGUCUUUGCAUAUACUAGACACGAGCCAGUAGGAGUAUGUGGUCAAAUUAUUCCAUGGAACUUUCCAAUGCUGAUGAUGGCUUGGAAACUAGGACCAGCUUUAGCUACAGGAAACGUUGUUAUUCUAAAACCUGCAGAACAAACUCCAUUAACAGCACUCUAUAUAGCACAAUUGUCCAAGGAAGCCGGAUUUCCUAAUGGAGUAAUCAAUGUUGUUCCCGGAUAUGGUAAAACCGGAGCUGCAUUAGUGGUUCACAAUAAAGUUGAUAAGAUCGCAUUUACGGGAUCUACAGAGGUCGGCAAGUUAAUAAAUCAAAAUGCUGCUAUAAACAAUUUAAAAAGAACUACAUUAGAAUUAGGCGGAAAAUCUCCUAAUAUCAUUCUUAAGGAUGUGGAUUUAAAUUAUGCAGUGGAAGGAGCACAUUUUGGAUUAUUCUUUAAUAUGGGUCAAUGUUGUUGCGCAGGAUCUAGAACUUUUGUUCAAGCAGACAUUUAUGACGAGUUCGUAGAAAAAAGCGCGCUUCGCGCUAAAUCUAGGACCGUGGGAGAUCCGUUUGAUUUGAAAAUAGAACAAGGUCCACAGAUUGAUGAGGAGCAAUUAAAUAAAAUUAUGGAUAUGAUAAAAUCUGGUAAAAAAGAAGGUGCUAGCUUAAUAACAGGUGGCGAACGCGUUGGCGAUAAAGGAUACUUUGUUGCCCCAACAGUGUUCGCAGAUGUUAAAGAUGAUAUGACUAUAGCUACAGAAGAAAUAUUUGGACCGGUUCAACAGAUCCUAAAAUUUGAUGACUUGGACGAAGUUAUUGAACGCGCUAAUAACACCGAUUAUGGAUUAGCUGCUGCAGUCUUCACGAAAGAUCUCGACAAAGCAAAUUAUAUAACGCAGGGACUUCGUGCUGGUACUGUAUGGGUCAACACAUAUAAUACUAUUAUUCCUCAAGUUCCGUUUGGUGGUUAUAAAAUGUCCGGACAUGGUAGGGAACUCGGAGAAUAUGGUCUUCAGGCAUACACAGAAGUGAAAAGUGUAAUUGUCCAACUAAAUGAGAAAAAUUCGUAAAAACUAUAUCAAUGUCUCUGCAUAAAAAUUUUUUACUUAAAAAAACAUUUUUUUACGUAAAUUCUAAAACUAUUAUAAAUUUAAACUAUUUGUAAUGCAUAGACUAUUAUAUUUUUACUACACAAAGGUGCUACAAAAGUCUAUAUAAUUCAAUUAUGAGAAUUACAAUUUAUACAAUUGAAUUAUAUUACUUGUACAAUAAUCCAAUAGUAAUUUAAACUAUAUUUAAAUUAAAAAUUUUAGUUACAUUUAAUAAAUCAAUUUAACUAAAUUUAAACUCUUGAUAAUGUAAUGGUCAGACAUAUGAAAAAAAAAUGUAUCGCACAAUAGACAUUUUUUAUCUUUGUAAAAAUAUAGCUGUUUUAUAAUG
Molecule: messenger RNA, 2001 nt
Organism: Formica exsecta
Lineage: Eukaryota; Metazoa; Arthropoda; Insecta; Hymenoptera; Formicidae
Gene: Aldh
Product: aldehyde dehydrogenase, mitochondrial
Exons: 8
Coding region: 99-1631 (510 amino acids)
Molecular function (GO): aldehyde dehydrogenase (NAD+) activity
Source: RefSeq, a predicted model, not a curated record